GUCAAUCAUCAAUAAACGUUACAUGUUUCGCCGACUGUCUUUACAUCCUCUUCGCCUCUUGAGUCCGAGAUCUCUGAGAUGUCGCCACGUGUCUACGGCUAAACCUUUCUACAUUACUACUCCCAUCUUUUACCCCAAUGCUGUUCCUCAUAUAGGCCACUUGUACUCCCUCUUGAUAGCAGAUAUUUAUUAUCGCUAUCAUUCCCUUAAAGAUCCCUCUCGACCAGCACAGUUUGUCACUGGAACCGACGAGCAUGGCCUGAAGCUCCAGAAAGCCGCUCAGACCAAGGGCCUUCCCCCGAAGGAAUUCUGUGACCAGCUCAGUGUUCACUUCCGUCGACUGUCCCAAACCGCGAACAUCUCGUAUACUCGAUUUAUUCGGACGAGCGAGGAGGCGCAUGAAGAGGCGGUACAACACAUAUGGCGCGAACUAGAUUCCCAGGGUCUCAUUUACAAAGGGACCUACUCGGGCUGGUAUUCCAUCACAGACGAAUGCUUCUACCCAGAUGGCGCCGUAACGCAUAUCUCAAGGUCCCCAACGCAAACCAUAGCCACAGAGACGUCCUCUCCUGUCGAGUAUACCACGGAAACGAACUACAUGUUCCGUUUAUCGGCGUUUCGUGAAGCCCUGUUAGACCAUUAUACGACACACUCAACGUCCAUUUUCCCUCAACAAUAUCUCACUGAUACCAUCGCCAUCCUGUCAUCUCCGCUCCAGGAUAUUUCCAUCUCCCGGCCACGCUCGCGGCUCUCUUGGGGUAUAGAGGUUCCCGGUGAUCCAGAACAUACGAUAUAUGUCUGGAUAGACGCAGUGAUAUCGUAUUUGACUGCUAUUGGAUACCCCUGGAAAAAUACCGACUCUGGCUUCUCCAACGGCUGGCCUGUUGAUCUUCAGAUUAUUGGGAAGGAUAUUGUCAGGUUUCACGCGAUAUAUCUGCCAGCUAUUUUGUUGGCGCUCAAACUUCCGCUGCAGCGCCAACUCCUUGCUCACGCGCACUGGACGUCGUCUCAGAAGAAGAUGUCCAAGUCCUUGGGAAACACUACAGACCCGUUUGAUGUUAUGGGCACGUAUGGCGUUGAUCCUAUCCGAUACUACAUGGCAAUAGCGGGAGGCAACUUUCGAGAUGACGUCGACUGGUCCGACGCACAGGUGAAGAAAGAGACAACCGAGCUACGGAAUAUCCUUGGCAAUUUCCUGCUUCGCGUAACCUCUUCAAAGAUACGGGGGAUUAUCCAAGCCGCCAGGGAAAAGGGAGGUCUAGAACCUGCCAAAGAUAGUCGAUAUGAACCUCUUUCAGCCGCCUUGAAGGUUCUCCCCAGCCAGGUAGCGAAAGAUUUAGAAUCGCUCGAAGUCUCGGAUGCUUUAAAGCGAAUAAUGGAAGUGGUCAGAUUGGCAAAUAAGAUACUGACUGACGUGGAGCCGUGGAAUGGAGAUUCUCCAGCUGUUACACUGACGUCGUUCAAUACCUCUAUCGAAACAUUACGCGUCGCUGGGAUAUGCUUACAGCCUUUCAUUCCUGGUACAGCGAGGAAGUUGCUCGAUUCCCUUGGCGUCGGAGAGGAAGAACGGACAUGGGCAUAUGCGGACAAAGCGAGAGCAGGCGUCGGUCUAGUGAAAGGUGUCAAAUUGUUC
Desarmillaria tabescens is the source of this 1633-nucleotide messenger RNA. RefSeq names its product tRNA synthetases class I (M)-domain-containing protein. The annotation marks the transcript as partial. Gene Ontology annotation, molecular function: methionine-tRNA ligase activity; ATP binding. Lineage: Eukaryota; Fungi; Basidiomycota; Agaricomycetes; Agaricales; Physalacriaceae. The record is from RefSeq and is a predicted model, not a curated record. The transcript is spliced from 7 exons. Gene Ontology annotation, biological process: methionyl-tRNA aminoacylation.